Rhopilema esculentum is the source of this 858-nucleotide messenger RNA. Lineage: Eukaryota; Metazoa; Cnidaria; Scyphozoa; Rhizostomeae; Rhizostomatidae. The record is from RefSeq and is a predicted model, not a curated record.
AUGCCCGAUACUACGGAAAGGAUGCCCGAUACUACUGAGAAGAUGCCCGCUACUACGGAGAGGAUCCCCGAUACUACGGAAAAGAUGCCCGCUACUACGGAAACGAUGCCCGAUACUACGGAAAGGAUGCCCGAUACUACUGAGAAGAUGCCCGCUACUACGCAGAGGAUCCCCGAUACUACGGAAAAGAUGCCCGCUACUACGGAUAGAAUGUCCGAUACUACGGAAACGAUGCCCGCUACUACGGAGAGGAUGCCCGAUACUACGGAAACGAUGCCCGCUACUACGGAGAGGAUCCCCGAUACUACGGAAAAGAUGCCCGCUACUACGGAAACGAUGCCCGCUACUAAGGAAAGGAUGCCCCAUACUACUGAAAAGAUGCCCGCUACUACGGAGAGGAUCCCCGAUGCUACGGAAAAGAUGCCCGUUACUACGGAGAGGAUGCCCGAUACUACGGAAAAGAUGCCCGCUACUACGGAAACGAUGCCCGAUACUACGGAAACGAUGCCCGCUACUACGGAAAGGAUGCCCGAUACUACUGAAAAGAUGCCCGCUACUACGGAGAGGAUGCCCGAUACUACUGAAAAGAUGUCCGCUACUACGGAGAGGAUCUCCGAUACUACUGAAAAGAUGCCCGCUACUACGGAAAGGAUGCCCGCUACUACGGAAAGGAUGCCCGCUACUACGGAAAGAAUGCCCGAUACUACUGAAAACAUGCCCGCUACUACGGAGAGGAUCCCCGAUACUACUGAAAAGAUGCCCGCUACUACUAGGCAGGGCAUUCCUCUCAACCAUCGACCGCAUUGCCUAACCUUUGUUUUCUCGGCUGAUUAUGGAACUAUAUGGUAUAACGAAUAA